Triticum aestivum (bread wheat) is the source of this 1029-nucleotide messenger RNA. RefSeq lists its product as uncharacterized. The coding region runs from base 136 to 870 and encodes 244 amino acids. The transcript is spliced from 4 exons. The record is from RefSeq and is a predicted model, not a curated record. Lineage: Eukaryota; Viridiplantae; Streptophyta; Magnoliopsida; Poales; Poaceae.
AUAAAUUCCCCUCCCUCUUCCCUGUCUUCUUCUUCCUCUUGUUAAAUCCAUCUUCUUCCUCGCGUCCAACCAAACAUCGCUCGAGUCCCAGAGAGACAGAGAGAGAAAGAGCUCUGCCGGCGAAGUUUGAAGAACAUGACGGGCCAAAAGAAGCACCAGCGGGGUGAUAGGGGCGGGGCGUCCGAGCCGCGAGCGCGGGGGACGUCGACGAAGACGGUGGAGGGCUCUUCAUCCCGCCCACGAGGACGAGAGGAUCGUACGGCGACCUUGCCGACGGGGCAGCGUCCGGCCGCCGCAGGGAAUAGCAUCGGCUCGGACAUAGUGACUCCGUCGGGGAGUGGCGCGCCUGCGACACGGCGGCGCCAGCCUGGUUCCGAGGAAGUCGUCGUGCCUCCUGCGGCCGGAGAGUUGAUUCCCGCCGAGGCGCAGCUGCGCGACCCUAGCAACGAAAGGGACGCCCGUGCAGAAACAACGGCGGCGGCGGGCGCCGACGCGCCUGCGGAUAACCUGCCUGCCCUUCCACCGGUGAAACGCCAAAUCAUCCUCCUUGAUCGGCCGCCGCCAGCAGUGAACUUCAAGAAGCCUUUUGUCGUCACGCGGGGCGUCCACGCUCCGCCGCCGCAGCGCAACGCGAGCAGGGAGACUCUGCAGGCCGGCAGCAGCUCGGCACCACCGCCGUCGAAGAAGCGUUCCGCCGGCGAUCUACACCUGACCAGCCGGCUGGGCAGCAGCAGCAGCAGCACCGGCGGCCCCGAUGAGGGGAUCCACCCGUGCUGGGGCUGCUCAACACCAACGCAUUCCCGCGUGCCUCUUUGUGCCAGGUGCCACAGCAAGCGGGGUCGUUGCCUGUCCUGCAGGCGGAACCAGUAGGCAAGCAUUACCAGCUUGUGAACUUUGCUAAAUCAUACGUGGCUGUAGUGUGAUAUCAGCAUCGGCAUAGCAAGUUCUAUCGGCUCGUCUAGUAUACAUAUACGUUGAAUGCUUGUUCAAACGGAGCCUUUGAUAUGCAGAUAUCGCACGGAGAUUUAU